Hyaena hyaena (striped hyena) is the source of this 7001-nucleotide messenger RNA. RefSeq names its product eukaryotic translation initiation factor 4E binding protein 2 (gene EIF4EBP2). The record is from RefSeq and is a predicted model, not a curated record. The transcript has 4 exons. Gene Ontology annotation, biological process: negative regulation of translational initiation. Gene Ontology annotation, cellular component: cytoplasm. Gene Ontology annotation, molecular function: eukaryotic initiation factor 4E binding. Bases 296 to 658 code for a protein of 120 amino acids. NCBI's taxonomy places the organism in Eukaryota, Metazoa, Chordata, Mammalia, Carnivora, Hyaenidae.
GCUGCUGCCGCUUCUGCUGCUGCUGGGGCUGCUGGCGGAGGCCGGAGGAUCGGGCGGCGGCGGCGGCGGCUGAGAGGGCGGCGGCGGGAGCGGAGCGGGACGAGGGAGCUAGAGGAAGCGAGCGAGGAGCUAGUGGAGCGCGCCCAGCCCCGCCCUCCCUUCCGCCCGCCGGAGCAGCCGGAGCAGCCCGGGCCCCCAGCCGCCGCCGCCGCCGCCGCCGCCGCCGUCGCUGCCGCCGCCUGCCUGCCCGCCCGCCCGCCCGCCCGACAAAGCCCGAGAGCCCGCGCCCAGAGCCAUGUCCUCGUCCUCCGGCAGCGGCCACCAGCCCAGCCAGAGCCGCGCCAUCCCCACCCGCACCGUGCCCAUCAGCGACGCCGCGCAGCUACCUCAUGACUAUUGCACCACGCCCGGAGGGACGCUCUUCUCCACCACGCCGGGAGGAACGCGAAUCAUCUAUGACCGAAAGUUUCUGUUGGAUCGUCGCAAUUCUCCCAUGGCUCAGACCCCGCCUUGCCAUCUGCCCAAUAUCCCAGGGGUCACCAGCCCUGGCACCUUAAUCGAAGACUCCAAAGUAGAAGUAAACAAUUUGAACAACUUGAACAAUCAUGACAGGAAGCAGGCCGUUGGGGAUGACGCUCAGUUUGAGAUGGACAUCUGAGGCCCGGGAGAAAAGUGGCAGCACCGAGGCUGUGUCGCCGGAUGGGGCCCAGAGGACCAACGACGAGCAGACAGGAGGGGCAGUGCCUGCAAGCGUCACAGCCCCUGCGUCCCCUUCUUCCUUCCUCUGGGUGCCAAACAAUGCGAAGAUGAGCUUCAUCUGACUCUUUCCUCUCCCUGUUUCCUGUUCCCCUUCCCAGGUAGACAAGUUCGCUCCAGGGUCCUUGGCAUAUUUCCGUAGACCUGAGCAGCCCACAGAGGAAAACAGUUCAACUCUGGCUUCCAUGGUCAUUUUACUGUUGAGAAAACCUCUCCUCCCUCCCCCAACCCCCUACUUUUUUUUUUUUUUAAUCCCAAAUCAAAUAUCAACCUACCAACAAUUGCCUGGCCGGGAAGUCUGGGGAAGUGGUAGAGAGCUUUGCUGGGUUCACAUUAUUCAUGUUCUCACCCUCUGUCUGCCCUCCCUGUCUCCCAUCUGCGGUUCAGAGCAGCGAGAAUCUGGGUGGCCGGUCUUCACGACCCCCAGAGGGAAAUGAUAAACGAGAAGAGAGCUACUCUGCCUCUGACCUUGAGCUCUUUGUCUUUAGGGGCAGAGCACAGUGUGUACGCUUGGGUGGCAUCACUGCGUGGUGCUGUUUGGAGGUCAGCUUCCCCACCUUCCUCUGGCAGGAAUGUCUUCUGUCUUUGAUAUCCGAGUUCAGCUUCCCAGUCCCUCACUUAGCGCGUUUGUGCAGAAAGGUUUGAACUCUGCCUGAGAAGGGAGUCGGUGGUGAGCAGCGGGGCUCUCCUGUGCUGCCCCCCCGCUGCCAUUCCUCCUGCCCACAGUCUUCUUGUAUGUGAGCCGCCUGAGUGGUUCUGUGGCUCCCGGAACAGGCCUGUCCGAGGGACGCGGGCGCUCUGGGGAAGGCCUGGUCAUGGUGUUCUGCCGGGUGACACCGAAGGACCGCCUUGGGAGCGUGGCGAACCACGGGGGUGCUCAGUGUCAGUAGUCCUCACUUUUCAGUCCACUGGGCCCUGUGAUACUUGCUGUCUCUGAUUGCAGUUUCUUAUAUUUUGAGUUUGAAAGGUGACCUUCAGAAUGCUCUUAGAAAAGAACUCAACUUUUCCUCUGUGGACCUGCUUGGGCUGCGGGGAUAGAUCAGCGUGGGCUUACAGGCGUGUCCCCCUGGCCCUCUGGCCCUCCCCUCGUACGUGGAACUGCCCCUCUCUCUCCCCCGCUCUGCCCUCCUGCCCGCCCCAUUCUCUGCCAGGCAAUUUUUCAAAUACACAUCAAAGAUACCUCACGCGCUGGUAUCUGAUAAGAUCUCACUCCUUUUAUCUGAGGAGGGGUCUUUUAUUUUUAAGAUGACUACAGACCUAUUUUUAGAUAUGUUUUCAAUACAGUUUUGAACAGCAACUUUUUAAUUACACAUCUUCCAGCGUCAGGAAGGUGAGAGAUGUCCACAGGCGAGUCUGCUGUUCCGUGUCGCCAUCCUCUGUCUCCCCCAGUUCCUGACGAGCUCUUCGCUUCUCCCUCGAGUUUUGGGUGUGCGUGUUUGCCGAUUGUAGUGGGUGGUUUGUAAAACUGGACCAUUCUCCUGGCCGUGGGUUGUUCAUGAAAGCCUCAUUCUUUUCCCUGACCCUUUGCUUUUUCAUUCCCUCUCCUCCCCCUCCCGCUCUCCUGACUAUCGACUGGCACGGUGAUCCCGGGAGAGGGACCCCCUCAUAGAAAGACUAACGCCUCUGUCCCUUCAAAAGAACAACCAGGGAAGUAGCCACGGUGUCCUGGCAACUUCUGGUUGUGUGUGGUAUCCUGCACCCCCUUCAGAGAUCACAUCCCAGAGUGAGAAUAACAGACCAGCUGCCUAAGAAAGAAAGCUGUUUGGUUUCCCUUUGAACUACAAAAAGCCCCUGUUCACAAACACAUUUUAGACAGAGGAGAGGAAGGAUGUCUGAGGAACUUUGUUCUGUUUUCUACUACAAAAUGUGAAUAGUUUAAAGAGUGACUCUUUUGUGAUGGUUGAUGUCUCUCAGGAACAAUCUGGGUCUCCAACGUUGGGGGGAUGCUUUCAGUCUCAAAGAUUGGUGAUCAGAAAAGUAUUUCUUUGUGUGUGUGUGUUUGUUUAAUGUAUCCCUGUUCUGGUUUUAAUUAAACUCCAAAUUUCGCUUUACCUACUCUUGGAAAAACUUCAGUUGCACUGUAAUUUGCAGGAGAAGUUUGCUCAGGAUCCCUUUGUCCCCCGGGAGCUUGAUUCCUUGGGAAUGAGGCUUUUCAUGCGUGGACCUGGCCCCGGCUCCCGCUAGGCUGGUCGGGCAAUGAGCAGGAGAGAGGCCCCUUCCCGAUCUUUAUUGCUGCACAGGAAAACUCCGCCUCCUUGCUCACCGCGGGGCGUGGCUUUCAUGCCAGCGUGAGUAGUAUCAUGAUGCCAUUUUCCCCUUUUGUGCCAUCUUGGUGACUCUCUGCACUUAGCUCCCUCAUCGGAGGCCGUUUUUCUAUUGUCUGCGGGGCGUGUUAGCUGUAUGAUACAGCAGCGGCCCCGUCCUUCUGUCCUUGUCUGCAAGGAGCUCCUUACUGCUUGGUGCAGUUCUUUCCUGGAGGCCACUACCACGAGAGAGACCUUGACCAUGAGCCUGCAUUUUAAAGAUAAUUUCACACGGCAACAGAUUAACUUGUAACAGAUGACACCUUUUUGCCCGGCCUCACAGGAUGAUUUUCAGGGCAAGCCAGAUCCAGAAGAAGGAAUCCUCUCUCUUGCCUUCGCUGGGGGAGGGAGUCUCCUGAGGGUACCAUAUGAAUGAGGUGGUUCUUAAAAUCAUAGGGAUUAUUUGUUGUUCUUAUGAGGACACCAUGGGUCUGUACUUCUGAAGACAGUCCAUUUUCCUGAGAGAUGGCCUUCUUCCUCCAGAUUCCAGCAGGAGACACUGGUCUGUCUGCCUUCCGGUGUGGUUCACCGAGCUCCCCACUUCCCCACAUUCUUUUCAAAAAGCUAAGCAUUCUCGAGAGUGCGCUGUAGAGCCACUGACUUCUUGUUCAGCCUUCUACCUGUAUUAGCACUCUGUUGCUGUGUGACAAAUUAUUCCCAAACUGAAUCUUAAAAGAGCACACAGUAGCUGUCGGCUUCUGGAGUUAGCAACUGGGAAGUGGCUGGGCAACGGUGCUGGCACAGGGUCUCAGGAAGUGGCAGUCGUGAUGUUGGUGGUAGGGUCUGCAGUCACCCGGGGCCAAGAGCCCACUUCUCCACUCUGUCCGCAGGGCAGCAGGAGUGUCCUCCUACCACGGCAGCUGUCUCCCCGAGCAGGGUGUCCCCCAGGGGAGGGUAUGAGGGAGUCUGCGGUGCCUACAGUGACGUCUCAGAAAGCACACACAUCAGCUCUUCCCGAUUCUGUUCCCGAGAAGCGGGCUCCGGAGCCCGGCCUGCACCCGAGUGGCGGGGAGUCACACCGCACCUGGGAAUGGAGCUGGAGCAGCAGCACAGAAUUUGAGGAUGGAUCUUAAAACCACCUCACCCCCCCCAGAGGAGAGAGGCAGUCCAACAGGGAGUUGGUUAAACUAGAUAACACCCCAAGAGAGAUGUUGCUACUGCAUCUCCUGGCAAGAAGGCAGACACUUUUUCCUCGAAGCCACCUGCUGGUUUUAAGAGUGACGAGAAAUGACAAUUCCCAGGAGAAUAAAGAGCCAUCCAUUUGCCUAAUGACCAGCAGCUCGAGGAUGCAUCACGGCGAGUCCCAGGCGUGGUGUCUCUGAGCCUCAGUACCACUUCCUUGCAUCUCCCUUAGCCACGACUUGACACACGGAACUGGAUCCUUCUAGCAGAGCCACUAAAGCAGCCUUCAUUGGAGUCAGGGUUGAUAAGCAGAAGGAGGAAAUAGGAGUUAGAUGCUGGGUUGUUACCGGGCUGAGUAAAAAGCUUACCAGUUCAGUUUCAGGGUGAAAUAGAUGAUGGCGUCUGGAAGCCAGGUCCCUACCAGAGUUGGUGCUUGGCACCUGGUCUUUGCAGCCAUACCAGCUGGAACAGCUUGGAGUCAGGUCUCACCCAAGAAGCCACUUCUCCGAUUAAGUCGCAACAUCUGGGAAUUAGCGAUGGCAGGCGUGCUUGAUUGCUCCUCCAAAUCCAUUUUAUCUUCCGUGCGCGCCCCCUCGUCCUGGGCUUCCUGAUGGAAACGUGUUCUUAAAGAGAGUGAGAGGCCCUCUUCUUCAACCGUGAGGGACACUCAGACGAGGCUAGUCAGGUGAGCACAUUCUUAGUGUGUGCUAUUUCUGGUGCCCGUGUCCGGCCACGCUCUGGAGACUUCAGACCGCUUCGAGAUGCACAUUCCUGGCAGGCUUUGUGCUCCGCCUCUUCCUUGGCGGUUUCUUCUCUGUCGCCCUGCUUGGUUUAGUGUGAACUUGAACCAGAGGCACCGCUGCGGAGGCAGCUGUAAGAAAACGGGUGCUUCCUCCACAAGUAAGGAACUCCUCUCUACAGCACUUCCAGAUGAGUUGACGAGUUGUGUUUUUCCAUCUGAUUUUGAGGUGGAUUCAGAAUCGGUGGUCUUUUAUUUUUUGUUGUUUGGUUUACCAGUUCUUUGGACGCUCCGACCUCAGGUCAGACAUUCCUGGUAGCCCGCUGCCUACUGCGUGUGUGGCAGUCGGAGUCCGUCGUUCAGCCAGCCUGCGCUGAGUGACCCCGUUGAGUCAAGGCAGCUGGUACGAGGGGCUCCUCAUGUUGGCAGCCAUGUCCCAGAACCAGACUCUCUACCCAUUCUCCCCUUCCUGGAUGUUCGAUGGGGGUGUCAGGCAUCUUGGCUGCUUGAAGCCAGGGCCCUUGGCCCUUUGCAUUCUCCUGUAGAGAGAGGCGGAGGUCCACUGCAUCUCCAUCUGGGUCAGAAUUUACCUCUAGGCAUGUUUCUGGAUUGCAGGCAUAGCAACUGUCUGCGAAACCCAAUCACUUACCCACCCAUGACAUCUGGGACCGGGUAAUACUCAUUUUAAAAAAGCAUCGUUUCUUUGGGAGGGCAGUUUCGGUCUGGACUUUGAAGGGAGUGUGGUUACCCACCCCACCCCCACACACUCCUGCUCCUUUAGCUCUCAGCUUUUAAUAAAGGACAAAAUCAGAUCUUGAGGUAGUUGGGUCAAAAUUCUUUUGAAUGCUUAUCCCCCAGGGACGUUUCCUGUUCUAGUAAGGAUUUUCCCGUGAAGCACUGAGGUUUCCAUGAAGUUAGCUCAGAGAAAUUUCUUACUGAAGACUCUAGGGAGAUGGAUGCAAACUUACUUUUUCAAACAAUCAUUCAUGUCACCUUGCCCACCUUCCGGAAUUUAAAUGUCUGCCUCUGGGCCGGUCCUGGAAGUUCACACCCUUUGGCAAAGCUAGAUUUCGGAGGUCUCGAGUCCCUGUUCAGGUGAUCUGUGGUUUCUCUUUGCUUAGCCUCUGCCCGCAGACUAUCCCGUAUGGAUGAGCAGUGGGAAAUACUGGCUGAGACAAAACGCAGUUCCUGGCGUCUUUAAAUCCUUACUCUGCCACCUUUCUGAGAGCGGGAGUCUGGCAGAGAGAUGCUGCAAUGCUUGAUAAUCAUUUGGCUGUGCUGAAAUUUCCAAAGGGAGCUCUUGCCGGUGCCUAAACCCAAAAUUCCUGGACACUUCCAAGAGGAUUCCAUGAAUCUAGCACAGAAUAUCCAUUCUUGCACCCAGUGUACCGCCCCCCCCCCCCCCAUCUUAAUCUUUGAAAGCAAAACAAAAAAACCCAAGCCCCGGCCAAGGGUGACUUUUACUUGAAACCAGGAGGGUGGGGAAGGAGCAGUCAAGAUAAGGAGCAGCUGUUCGAGUUAGCCAUCCUGCCCCCCGGCGGCUGUGUCCGAAUCCCUGAGUGCUGUGAGCCAGUGCCUUUCCUUCCCCGGGAGACAAGCCCGCCUCUUCCCACCCAGGUGCCCCGGGGCAGACCUCAGAGGAGGUGUCUGGGAGAGCCCAGAGGACACUCAAUAUCCAGGUGUCUGUUUUCAGCAUCUUUAAAAUAUUUUAUAUAUAAAACAAAUGCCCUUUCCCGUCUUAGUGCCACCAGUGGCUCGUUUCCAUUGACUCUGAAUGGAAAAGUGGAGACUGCCAGUACUUUCCUUGGUCUUCCCUUCAUCUCCUUUGAUGUGGUUCUCUCCUCCCCACCCCCCCCCAUGCUCCCCACCAUCCACUUCACGGUUGUGGAUGGAUAGCAGAGGACAGUCUGGAGGCAGUCCUGUGUGAAUCCGUGGUUGGUUUUUUGUUGGGUUGUUUUGUUGUUUUGUUUUGUUGUUUUGGUAACUGUCCUAAACCAGCAGGUGUUUGGAAAUUAGGGAAAAAAUUAAAUUCUCACCAAUGGUUGCUGUUACAGUUAAAUCAAUAAAGAUCUUGAGUAUCA